Molecule: messenger RNA, 15716 nt
Organism: Salvelinus namaycush (lake trout)
Lineage: Eukaryota; Metazoa; Chordata; Actinopteri; Salmoniformes; Salmonidae
Product: ryanodine receptor 2-like
Exons: 103
Coding region: 1-14934 (4977 amino acids)
Biological process (GO): calcium ion transmembrane transport; intracellular calcium ion homeostasis
Cellular component (GO): sarcolemma; Z disc; calcium channel complex
Molecular function (GO): calcium ion binding; protein binding; ryanodine-sensitive calcium-release channel activity
Source: RefSeq, a predicted model, not a curated record
AUGGCUGAAUCAGGAGAAAGCGAAGAUGAAAUCCAAUUUCUACGUACGAAUGAUGAGGUGGUGCUGCAGUGCAUCUUCACAUCCCAACAGGAGCAUCUGAAACUGUGCCUGGCUGCAGAGGGCUUUGGCUGCAGACUCUGCUGUCUGGAGUCCACCUCCAACUGCAAGAAUGUUCCUCCAGACCUGUCGGUGUGUUCCUUUGUGCUGGCCCAGUGUCUGUCUGUCAGAGCUCUGCAGGAGAUGCUGGCUAACAGGGAGGACCAAGCAGCAGGGUUAUGUUGUGUUGUGCAGGCUGGUCAGGGAGGUGGUCAUCGCACCCUCCUCUACGGUCAUGCUGUACUGCUCAUACACUCCUACAGCAGGAUGUAUCUUUGCUGUUUGUCCACAUCCCAGUCUUCGACAGAUAAGCUAGCGUUUGAUGUUGGUCUGCAGGAUGAUAAAACAGGUGAGGCAUGCUGGUGGACCAUUCACCCUGCAUCCAAGCAGAGGUCAGAGGGGGAGAAGGUCCGUGUCGGGGACGACCUCAUCCUGGUCAGUGUGUCAUCUGAGAGAUACCUGCAUUUGUCCUAUGGGAGUGUGAUAGACAAUACGAGUGAGAGUGGCAGCCUCAUUGUGGACGCAGCCUUCCAGCAGACCCUCUGGAGGGUCGCCCCCAUCUGUUCUGGGAGUGGAGUUGCUCAAGGGUAUCUGAAGGGAGGGGACACGUUGAGGCUGCUGCAUGGACACACAGACGAAUGUCUGACUGUCCCAUCUACAGACCAGGGGGAGGAGCUACGCAAGGUGGUGCACUACGAGGGUGGAGCAGUGUCCAGUCAUGCCCGCUCUCUCUGGAGGCUCGAGAUCCUGCGUGUUGCCUGGAGUAGUAGCCACACACGCUGGGGUCAGCCAUUCCGGCUCCGCCAUGUCACCACAGGGAGGUACCUGAGUCUGACCGAGGAGAGAGGCCUUCACCUGGUGGACAGGGAGAGGGCUGACGUGAAGUCCACAUCCUUCUGCUUCCGACCCUCCAAGGAGAAGCUAGAAUGUGGCCCAAAGAAGGACAUUGAUGGUAUGGGUGCCUCAGAGAUCAAGUAUGGAGACUCCAUGUGCUACGUCCAGCAUGUGGACUCUGGUCUGUGGCUCACCUAUCAAGCCAUUGAUGCCAAGUGUGCCCGCUUGGGAGCAGUGCAGCGCAAGGCCAUUAUGCACAGUGAGGGUCACAUGGAUGACGGUCUGAGCCUGUCCCGUUCUCAGUGGGAGGAGUCCCACACGGCCAGACUCAUCCGCAGCACCGUCCUCCUCUUCACAGGCUUCAUCAGGAGACUUGAUGGUCUCAGUCAGCGAGCGAACACCCCCUCCUUAAACCUGCCACUAGAGACAGUGGCCCUAAGUUUGCAGGAUCUGAUUGGCUACCUCCAGCCACCUGGGGAGGGGCUAGGACAUGAGGCUAGGCAGAACAGUGUGCGAGCUCUGAAGAACAGACAGAAUCUAUUUCAAGAGGAGGGGGUCAUCGGUUUAGUUCUUGACUGUAUUGACCGUUUACACCUAUACAGCAGUGCCUCUCAUUUUGCUGCAGCUGCUGGGAAGGAGGCAGGAGAUGACUGGGAGAACAUCCUCAACUCCUUCUAUGAACUACUGGCUGCUCUUAUCAGGGGAAAUCGCAGGAACUGUGCCCAGUUCUCAGGCUCCCUGGACUGGCUGGUGAGCAGGCUGGAGGGACUGGAGGCCUCCACUGGUGUCCUGGAGGUUUUACACUGUGUCCUUGUAGAGAGUCCUGAGACUCUCAACUUUAUAAGGGAAGGACACAUUAAAUCCAUCAUCUCUCUACUGGAUAAGCAUGGGCGGAACCACAAGGUCCUGGAUGUGCUGUGUUCUCUCUGUGUGUGUCAUGGUAUGGCAGUGCGUUCCAACCAGCAUCUGAUCUGUGAUAACCUGCUACCAGAGCGAGACCUGCUUCUCCAGACUCGCCUCGUCAACCAGGUCACCAGCAUGAGGCCCAACAUCUUCCUGGCCCUGGGUGAUGACUCGGCCCAGUACAGGAGGUGGUACUAUGAGAUGACUGUAGACCAGGUGGAGCCCUUCCUCACGGCUGAGCCCACUCACCUGCGUGUGGGCUGGGCCAACACUGAGGGUUACAACCCCUAUCUCACGGGUGGAGAGGCCUGGGGGGGCAACGGGGUAGGAGAUGACCUAAGCUCCUAUGGCUUUGACGGGCUGUACCUCUGGUCAGGCUGUGUUGGCCGGAGAGUGAGCUCUCCCUAUCACCACCUUCUGAGGGAGGACGAUGUGGUCAGCUGCUGCAUUGACCUCGUUGCCCCCUGCAUCUCCUUCCGGGUCAACGGGCAGCCGGUCCAGGGCAUGCUGGAAAACUUCAACACUGACGGACUGCUCUUCCCAGUGGUCAGCUUCUCUGCUGGUGUCAAGGUGCGUUUUCUGCUGGGUGGGAGACAUGGAGAGUUCCGUUUCCUGCCCCCUCCAGGCUUCGCCCCGUGUUCCGAGGCUCUGCUCCCCAGGGUGAAGCUGAGGGUGGAGCCGUGUCAGGACUUCACCCAGGAGCAAUACCUUCUGGGCCCCACUGUACCCCUCACCCCAGCAACCUUUACCCCUAGUCCAGUAGACAUCAGCCAGGUGGUGUUGCCUGUUCAACUGGAGCAUAUUCGUGAGAGACUAGCAGAAAACACCCAUGAGCUGUGGGUCAUGGACAAGAUUGACCUUGGAUGGACCCAUGGAGCUGUUAGAGAUGACAGUAAGAAGCAGGACCCCUGUCUGGUGGAGUUCUCCAGGCUCCCAGAACAGGAGCGGAACCACAGCCUUCAGAUGUCCCAGGACACUCUCCGGACUCUCGUUGCCCUUGGUUUGCAUAUUGGACUGGCAGAUGGCCGUGCUGAUGAGGGAGUGAGAUACCUGAGGCUCUCCAACAAGUAUGAGAUGCCUAGUGGGUACAGACCAGCCCCGGUAGAACUGAGCCACAUCAUCCUGAGUCCUGCCCAGGAGGCGGUGGUGGAGCUGCUGGCUGAGAACGAUCACAACGUGUGGGCCAGGGACCGGAUCAGGCAGGGCUGGACCUACAGCUCACACCAGGAUGUGAAGGCCAAGCGGAGCCCCCACCUGGUGCCCUACAGCCUGCUGGAUGAGAGGAGCAGACAAUCUGGCAGAGACGGUGUGAGGGAGGCUGUGUGCACCCUGCUGGGCUACGGCUACAGUCUGGAGCCCCUGGACCAGGACAGAGCUGUGAUGCCAGACCCAUGUCACACAGCGGCUGAGAAGUUCAGGGUCUUCAGGGCAGACAAGUUGUAUGCUGUGACCAGGGGGAAGUGGUACUUUGAGUUUGAGGCGGUGACGGAAGGGGACAUGAGGGUAGGCUGGGCUCGUCCCCACUGCACACCGAAUGGGGAACUAGGAUCAGACAUGCAGGCUUUUGUGUUUGACGGCUCCAAGGCCCAGUGGUGUCACCAGGGAGGUGAGCCCCUGGGUCGGCCCUGGCAGAGUGGUGAUGUGGUGGGCUGCAUGGUUGACAUGGGUGAAUGCACCAUGAUGGUCACUCUCAAUGGAGAGGUGCUUUUGAACGACCGCGGAUCAGAGCUGGCUGCCAAGGACUUUGACAUCAACCAGGGCUUCCUCCCUGUGUGUAGUCUCGGGGUGAACCAGAAGGCCAGGCUGAAUCUGGGUCGUGACGUGGCCUCACUGUGUUACUUCACAGAGUGUGGCCUACAGGAAGGUUAUAAGCCAUUUGCUGUAAACAUGGCCAGAGACCCAGCUCUGUGGAUGAGCUGGAGACAACCACAGUUCAUCCCUGUACAGACAGACCAUGAUAGCAUACAGGUGACAAGAAUCCCUGGGUCCACUGAGAGCCCACCGUGCCUAAAGGUAACACAGAGGUCAUUGGGGCCCCAGAGUUGUGGCAGUGACAUGGGGUUCUACAGACUCAGUAUGCCUAUAGAGUGUGCUGAGGCCUUCUCCAGACCAGUAGGGGCUACUCUACCUAUCAGCAGCAGUGUCUCCACAGCCAGGAAAGACCUGCAGGAGUUUGAGGUGGACUCUGACUUUGAGAUGCUGCUGAAAUCAGCUCAUGUUUACACUGGCUCCAGGGAUGAGCUUAACCACAAGGACUACAGCCAUGAUAAAACAUCCAAACUCAAACAACGGUUCAUGUUGAAGAAACCCAAACCAGAGUUGAACAAAAGCCACUCAUCUGCCCGUCUACUGCAGGAGGUUCAUGCUGACAAAGAUGACUAUGACCAUCUGGCCCAGUCCACUACGUACUAUUACUCAGUGAGGGUGUUACCUGGUCAGGACCCAUCCACUGUCUGGGUGGGCUGGGUCACCUCUGACUUCCACCAGCACCAGCUGACCUUUGACCUGGAAAAGAUCCGCACAGUGACCGUCACCCUCGGAAAUGACAUGGGCAAGGUCCAUGAGAGUGUGAAACGUAGUAACUGCUACAUGGUGUGCGCCGGAGAGAGCACGGGCCUGGGGCAGAGCAGGAGGAGUGCAGGCCUGGCCAUAGGCUGUCUGAUAGACACCACCACUGGACUGUUAACAUUCAGCUCCAACGGCAUGGAGCUGGGGACCUUCUUUCAGGUGGAGCCCAGCACUAGGCUGUUUCCUGCAGUCUUUGCCAAGGCCAACAGCUCCAAUGUGUUCCAGUUUGAGCUAGGGCGCGUAAAGAACAUGCUGCCCCUGUCAGCGGGUCUGUUCAGGAGCCAGAGGAGGAAUGCUAUGCCCCAGUGUCCCCCCAGGCUGCAGGUGCAGGUGCUGUCGCCCAUCCUUUGGACCCGUGUACCAGACCACACCCUGAGGGUGCAGGCUGCCCACCCUGAAGACCGCCUCGGCUGGAGGGUCCAGUGCUUAGAGCCCCUGCAGGUCAUGACCCUGCUCAUCCCAGAGGAGAACAGGUGUGUGGACAUCCUGGAACUCUCUGAGUUAGGUGACCUUCUGUCUUUCCAUCACCACACCCUGCUCCUCUACUCUGCCCUCUGUGCUCUGGGCAAUACUCGUGUGGGCCACGCCCUCUGCAGCCACCUGGACCAAUCACAGCUCCUCUAUGCCAUCCAGAGCCCCCGCCUCCCCGGGCCACUCCGCUCCGCCUUCUACCACCUCCUGGGCCAGGUGCACCUCAGCACCCACGCCACGGCCCGCCUCGCUAUGAACCACGAGUACAUCGUCCCCAUGACGGAGCAGACCAGGGCCAUCACCCUCUACCCCAGCCCCAGGGCUAGUCGAAGCCCCCAGUGGGUUCCCAGAAUGGGCCUCAGCACCUCCCUCAGACCCCGGAUGCACUUCACCUCCCCCUGCUUCAUCAGAGGAGAUGGCAUGGGAGUCAAUGGGGAUACUUACAGCCCAGAGAUCCCACUGGAACUUCUGAAGGACCUGACAGGGAAUAUGCUGACUGAGGCUGUGUGGGCUGUGGGGCAGGGUGUGAGGGAUCCUGAAGGGGGCAGCAUUGAGCUGCUGCUGGUGCCCCUAAUUCGGCUGUUCCACACCCUGCUGGUGAUGGGGUUGUUUGGGGACGAGGAUCUAGGGAAAGUGCUGACACUGAUCGAGCCUGGGGUCUUCUCCCGACCUGCAGAUUGUUCCCAAGAAGAGGAGCAGGAGGAGGAAGAGGAAGAGCAGGAGGAUGAAAAUGUGCCAGAUAGUGAUAGGGAAAGUGUGAUGGAGAGGGAGGGGGAUAAAAGGAGGAAAAUUCCAAAGCUUCCAACAAAAGGACUGCUUCAGAUGAAGCUACCAGAAGCUGUCAAACUUGAGAUCUGCCACCUGUUCCAAUACCUGUGUGACUGUCAGGUGCGUCACAGGGUGGAGGCGGUGGUGGCCUUCUCAGACACUUUUGUGGGGUACCUGCAGGAGAACCAGCGCUUCCGCUACAACGAGGUGAUACAGGCUCUCCACAUGUCUGCUGCCCUCACCGCCCGCAAGACCAAGGAGUUCCGCUCCCCGCCACAAGAACAGAUCAACAUGUUACUGGGCUUCAGAGAGGAGCAGGGGGACUGUCCGUGUCCAGAGGACAUCAGAGAGCAGCUGCUGGACUUCCACCAGGACCUCAUGACUCACUGUGGAAUUGAAGUUGACCAUGACACAGAGGUUGUGGAGGAUUCCAAUCGCUCCAUCAAAGAUCGUCUCUUCAGCUUGGUUGGGAGAGUAAUCAGCUUGAAGAGGAGAUCUGCAGAUCCUGAAGAGGAAGACAGAGCACAGAAUACCAUGACUCUUCAGCAGCUCAUCUCUGACACAGUGGUGCGCUGGGCCCAGGAGUGUGUGAUAGAGAACCCAGCUCUGGUCAGGGCUAUGUUCUCUCUGUUGCACCGGCAGUACGAGGGCUUGGGGGGCCAGAUGGGCACUCCCCUCCACAAGGCCUACACCAUCAGCCAGGUGUCAGUGGAGGACACCAUGGCCUUGCUGGCCUCUCUGGUGCAGAUUCGUUCUCUGCUCAGCGUCCGCAUGGGCAAGGAGGAGGAGAGACUCAUGAUCCGGGGACUGGGAGACAUAAUGAACAAUAAGGUGUUCUACCAGCACCCCAACCUGAUGAGAGCUCUGGGAAUGCAUGAGACCGUCAUGGAGGUGAUGGUGAACGUCCUGGGGGAGGGAGAGUCCAAGGAGAUCACCUUUCCUAAGAUGGUGGCCCAUUGCUGUCGCUUCCUUUGUUACUUCUGUCGCAUCAGUAGGCACAAUCAGGGAUCCAUGUUCGAGCACCUCAGCUACCUGUUGGAUAAUAGCAGUGUUGGCCUAGCAUCUCCGUCCAUGCGUGGAGCAACCCCUCUGGACGUGGCCGCUGCCUCUGUGAUGGACAACAACGAGCUGGCUCUGGCCCUGAGGGAACCAGACCUGGAAAAAGUGGUGCAGUACUUGGCAGGCUGUGGUCUACAGAGUUGUCCCAUGCUGGUGUCUAAAGGCUACCCUGACAUUGGUUGGAACCCUGUGGAGGGGGAACGCUACCUGGACUUCCUACGCUUUGCUGUCUUUUGCAACGGGGAGAGUGUGGAGGAGAAUGCCUACUCGGUAGUGAGGCUGCUGAUUCGCCGUCCGGAGUGUUUUGGCCCCGCCCUGCGAGGUGAGGGUGGCGAUGGUCUCCUGGCAGCCAUGGAGGAAGCCAUCAGGAUCUCAGAGGACCUGACUGGACCCUCCACGACCUACGAGUCCAACAGAACACUGAACGUGCUGCAGGAUGAGGAGGAUGACAUAAUCCACAUGGGCCACUCCAUCAUGACCUUCUACUCCGCCCUCAUCGACCUGCUGGGCCGCUGUGCCCCGGAGAUGCACCUGAUCCAUGCUGGGAAGGGUGAGGCCAUCCGUAUCCGGGCCAUCCUGAGGUCCCUCAUCCCCAUCCAGGACCUGGAGGGAGUCAUCGGCAUCCCCUUCCAAAUCCCCUCUCUAGCAAAAGAUGGCACCAUAGUCGAACCAGACCCAUCCACUGUGUUCUGCCCGGACCACAAGGCAGCCAUGGUGCUGUUCCUGGACCGUGUGUACGGCAUCGAGGACCAGAACUUCCUGCUCCACCUGUUGGAAGUGGGCUUCCUGCCAGACCUGCAGGCUGUGGCCUCUUUGGACACAACUGAUCUGAGUGCCACAGACAUGGCCCUGGCACUGAACAGGUACCUGUGUACGGCUGUGCUGCCCCUGCUCACUAAGUGCUCCAGCCUGUUGUCUGGGACAGAGGGCCAGGGGCCGCUAGUGGAUGCUCUCCUCCAGGCCGUCUACCGCCUGUCCAGGGCCCUCAGCCUCACCAAGGCCCAGAGAGACGCCAUCGAGGACUGCAUGCUGGCCAUAUGCAGUAAGCUCAGGCCGUCCAUGAUGCAACCUCUACUCCGACGGCUUGUUUUUGAUGUGCCCCUUCUGACAAAUCACACUAAAAUACCACUCAAGCUGUUGACCAAUCACUAUGAGCAGAGCUGGAAGUACUACUGUCUGAUUGGAGGUUUGGGGCACCUGGGCUCCGCCUCAGAGGAGGAGCUUCACCUCUGCAGGAAGCUGUUCUGGGGAGUGUUCAAUGCUCUGUCCAGGAAGCACUAUGACACUGAGCUCUCCAAGCUGGCUCUGCAGUGUCUGGCAGCUGCAGCUGGAGCCCUCCCUCCUGACCACAUGGACCCUGGCUGUGUAGCCUGGAUUAAGAGACACCCCUCCAUGGACGCACAGGGACACUUUGACCCCCAGCCUGUAGACACCUCCAAUGUGUCAGUACCAGAGAAACUGGAAUUUGUGGUGAAUAAAUAUGCAGAACACACCCAUGAGAAGUGGUCAAUGGACAAGUUUGCCAAUGGCUGGGUCCAUGGGGAGCUCUGUGAAAAGACCAAAGUACACCCUCUCCUGAAGCCUUACAGAGCUCUGGCUGAGAGGGACAAAGAGGCGUAUCGCUGGUCUGUAAAGGAGACCGUGCGAAGUAUGUUGGCCUUUGGCUGGACCAUAGCGAGAACUAAAGAGGGAGAUGGCCUUGGCCUACUCACCUGCUCACGCCGCUUCUCCCAGGCUGGACAGCUGUCGUUUGAAGGAGCAUCAACUUUCACCCCCAAGCCAAUGGACAUGAGCAGUGUGACACUCUCAUGGGACCAGUGUUCUGUGACUGAAUUGCUGGCUGAGAACUACCAUAACACCUGGUCCAGGAAGAAGAAGCAGGAAGUGGAUGCUAAAGGGGGAGGGGGUCAUUCUACGCUGGUGCCCUAUGAUACCCUCCCUACCAAGGAGAAAGCCAAACUGAGAGAGAAAGCCCAGGAUGUCCUGAAGUUCUUCCAGCUGAACGGCUACACAGUGUGGAGGGACAGAAAGGCAGCAGAGAUGGACUCACCAGCCAUAGCAAACCGUUUUGCCUACACUUUCCUACAGCAGCUCCUCUCAUACACAGAGGAGACCCAAGAAUACAUGCAGGAGCUGGGUAAGGAUGGUAGCCAUACAUCAUCAGACAUCUUUCCUUUUACAAGUGACGUUGACUUUUUCAGCAAGGUGGCGUUACCCCUUCUGGAGCAGUACCUGAAGAACCAUCGCCUCUACUUCCUUUCCACCGCAGCCAGAUCACGAGGCAACGGAGGUCAUGCCUCCAAUAAGGAGAAGGAGAUGGUCACCAGCCUGUUCUGCAAAUUGGGAGCUCUUGUCAGACAAAGGAUCUCUCUGUUUGGGAGCGAUGCACCUUCCAUCGUCAGCUGUCUUCUCAUACUGGCCCAGUCUCUUGAUGUCAGGACUUUGAUGAAGACUGCUCCAGAAUCAGCCAGGGUCUCGCUACGGUCCUUCUUCGAGGCUGCAGCGGUGGACCUGGAGAUGACCGUGGAGAACCUCUCUAUGACCCAGAGCUGGACCCAGUCCAGAGGGGUGGCCCAGAUCCUGGACUACACCAAUACCACCCUGCUGCCGACUCUCACCUCCAUUUUUGAACACCUCAGCCACAAUCAGUAUGGAGAGGACCUCUUGGUGGACAGUGUCCAGGUGUCCUGUUAUAAGAUCCUCAACAGCCUCCACUCACUUGGCCUCAGCAAAAGUUUCUACGUGGAGGGGCAGAGGCCGUCAGCAGGAGCGUGUCUGGCAGCGCUGUCAGGGGCUUUCCCUGUGUGUUUCCUGGAGCCAGCUCUGAAUGAGGACAACCCGUACUCCAUCUACAACACCAUGAGCCCCAGAGAGCGAGAGGAUGUGGGAGUUCCGGACGAGGUGGAGGAGGUGUGUCCUCUCUUGCCAUCUCUGCAGCAGCUUCUGGGGGAGGUGGAGGAGCUGGCAGGGGCAGGCUCAGGGGCACGCCAAGCCCAGUACAGCCAUGUCACCGAGAUCACCCUACCCUUGCUCUGCAGCUACGUGUCCCGUUGGUGGCAGCACGGUCCCGAGGGCCAGCUGGAGAGCCCGGUCUGCACCUCAGUCACCUCCCAGCAUGCAAGCACACUGCUGGGCAACAUCCUCCGCAUCAUCCACAACCACCUGGGAACAGGCCAGGGAGACUGGAUGAAGCGCCUGGCAGUUUUCUCUCAGCCAAUCAUCUGCCAGGCCCACCCCCAGUUGCUGAGGAGCCACUUCCUGCCUCUGAUGGAGAAACUGAAGAAGAGGGCAGAAUCAGUGCUUCAGGAGGAGGAGCAGAUAAAGGCUGAGGGGAGGGCCGAUGCGUCUGAGGCGGAGCUACAGAUUCAGGAGAAAUUCAUUGUGCUGGUGCGAGACCUCUACGCCUUUUACCCUGUCCUCAUCCCAUUCGUGGACUACAAUAGAGCAAGUUGGCUACGGGAACCGAACCAUGAGGCUGAGAAGAUGUUCGGCAUGGUGGCAGAGAUCUUCAUAUUCUGGGCCAAGUCUCACAACUUCAAAUGGGAGGAACAGAACUAUGUGGUCCAGAAUGAGAUCAACAACAUGGCUUUCUUGGUCAAUAAUAACAAUCACAAAAUGUCCAAGCAGGUGUCAGACCAGGAGAGGAGGAAGAUGAAGCGGAAAGGGGAUCGCUACUCCACACAGACCUCUCUCAUCGUAGCCUCCCUGAAGAGAUUGCUUCCUGUGGGACUGAGUGCGUGUUCCCCAGCAGACCGCGGCCUUAUCACACUGGCCAAGAGCCGCUUCACUCAGAAGGACACAGAGGACGAGAUUCGAGAGAGCAUUCAUAAUGGCCUGCUACGUCUUCAGAGCAAACGGGAGGCCCCAGGGGCUCGGUGGCAGGAUGUCCUGUUCAGGGACUUCCCAGGCCCCACACGGGACACCUCUGACCCUCUGAGGACAGUAGAAAGGGUCCUGGACAUUGCUUGCGUGCUUUACCACCUGGACCAGGUGGGCUUAGAGAAUGCUGCUCUCUUACCCUAUCAUAUGCUAUUAGUAGAGCAUCCCCAGAGGAAGAAGGCAGUGUGGCACAAGGUGUUAUCCAAACAGAGGAAGAGAGCUGUGGUGGCCUGCCUUAGAAUGGCUCCUCUCUACAACCUACCCAGGCACCGGGCUGUCAACCUCUUUCUACAGGGCUAUGACAAGUCCUGGAUAUCUGCUGAGGAUCACUCCUUUGAGGAAAAGUUGGUUGACGAUUUGGCUCAGGAGCGUUCUGAGAGAGAGGAGGAAGGAGAGGACGAUGACGAACAGAUUGAUCCGCUCCUGCAGCUCAUCACACUGUUCAGUCGGAGUGCUCUGACCGAGAGGUGUGUUAAGCUUGGCGAUGACAGUCUUUACAUGUCCUAUGCUGCCAUAAUGGCAAAGAGUUGCUGUGGUGAAGAGGAUGAGGAGGUGAAAAGCUUUGAAGAGAAGGAGAUGGAGAAACAGAAGCUGUUGUAUCAGCAGGCCAGGCUGCAUGACCGUGGAGCUGCUCAGAUGGUCCUCCAGACUAUCAGUGCUAGUAAAGGUGACAUGGGGUCCAUGGUGGCCUCCACUCUGAAGCUUGGUAUUUCUAUUCUGAAUGGAGGAAAUACCACUGUUCAGCAGAAAAUGUUGGAUUACCUGAAAGAGAAGAGGGACGUGGGUUUCUUCCAGAGUGUGGCAGGACUCAUGCAGUCUUGUAGUGUGCUGGAUUUGAAUGCGUUUGAGAGGCAGAACAAAGCCGAAGGAUUAGGGAUGGUCAUCCAGGAGAGCUCAGGGGAGAAGGUUAUGCCUGAUGAGAAGUUGACCUGUGAUCUUUUUCGCUUCCUACAGCUCCUCUGUGAAGGACACAACUCAGAUUUUCAGAAUUAUUUGAGAACACAAACAGGAAACAACACGACUGUGAACAUCAUUAUAUCCACUGUGGACUACCUUCUCAGAGUGCAGGAGUCGAUAAGUGAUUUCUACUGGUAUUACUCUGGGAAGGAUGUGAUUGACGAACAUGGCCAGCGUAACUUCUCCAAGGCCAUCAAUGUGGCCAAACAGGUCUUCAACUCUCUCACAGAGUACAUCCAGGGGCCGUGUACUGGUAACCAGCAGAGUCUGGCCCACAGUCGUCUAUGGGAUGCAGUGGUGGGCUUUCUCCAUGUCUUUGCUCACAUGCAGAUGAAGCUGUCUCAGGAUUCCAGCCAAAUUGAAAUUCUGAAAGAAUUGAUGGAUUUGCAAAAGGACAUGGUUGUUAUGUUGUUGUCCAUGUUAGAAGGUAAUGUGGUAAAUGGAACAAUUGGCAAGCAGAUGGUGGACAUGUUGGUGGAAUCAUCUAGCAAUGUUGAGAUGAUCCUAAAGUUCUUCGACAUGUUCCUCAAACUCAAAGACCUGACAUCCUCUGACGCAUUCAAAGAGUAUGAUCACGACGGCAAAGGUCGCAUCUCCAAAAAGGACUUCCAGAAGGCCAUGGAGGCCUACAAGCGCUACUCUCAAUCCGAGACCCAGUUCCUCCUCUCCUGCACGGAGACGGAUGAAAGCGAGCUCCUGGAUUAUGAGGCCUUCGUGGAUCGCUUCCACGAGCCAGCCAAAGACAUUGGCUUCAACAUUGCUGUUCUCCUAACCAACCUGUCCGAGCACAUGCCUCACGAUUCACGUCUUGGUACCUUUCUGCAGCUUGCAGAGUGUGUUCUGAGCUACUUCCAGCCCUACCUGGGCCGUAUUGAGAUCCUUGGCAGUGGCAAGCGCAUCGAGAGGGUCUACUUUGAGAUCAGCGAGUCCAGCCGCACGCAGUGGGAGAAGCCUCAGGUCAAAGAGUCCAAGAGACAGUUCAUAUUUGACGUGGUCAAUGAGGGCGACGGGAAAGAGAAGAUGGAGAUGUUUGUCAACUUCUGCGAAGACACCAUCUUUGAGAUGCAGCUGGCUGCCCAGAUAUCAGGGACAGACACUGGGGAGAGGACCGCAGGCAAAGAGGCUGAAGAAGAGGAAGAAAAAGACAGGGGGAAGAAUGACGAGGAGGAGUUGGGAAGAUCCAAAAUGGGAUUUUUCUCCAUGUCCACAAUAUGGCUCAUCGUCUUCGCUCUACCUUAUGGCUUGAUGAUGCUGAUGUCUAUGCUCUCUGUGAAAAACCUGAAGAAGCAUAUUAAGAAGACAACUCUGAGGAAUUUAGUCAUGGUAUUUGCUUCCUUCUUCCAGGCCAUGAUCAUGGGUCUGGUCCACUUUGUCUGUUCUGUAGUUCGCUUCUUCUUAUAUGUACUGUACAUUGUUUUUGUAAGUGGAGGACUCAUAGAGGGGGCCAAGAAGAUAAGGGUGUUCGACCUUUUUGGAGGCAUCCUUGACCCCACACUCGAUGAGGUCACAGGGGGGUCAGGGGGUUACAGGGAGAGGAGAUACAGCACAAGGUCCUCCCGGGACGAGCUGAGGGGGCUGGGCCAGUCAACAGUUUCUUCCAGUGACACCAAUGUCCUGUCAGACAUUUUCGGUCUGCGAGUGAGGAGAGAAGGAGGUCAAUACAGACUAAUGACUCAUGACUUAACAGCCAGUCUGACUGACCUGUUCAACACAGCCACUGGCCAACAAUCCCCUGCUGAGCCCAAUGGGAAACAACAGGUUGAGGGUGCCAGAGAAGAAGAUGGUAAAGAAGGAGAAGAGAAAGAGUCUGAGUUGGAGAAAGCAGAAAGGGAAGAUUCUGAGAAGGAGGCGGCGAAGGCUAAACUGAGAGUUAGGAUAUGCUCCAGCAAACCUGAGGAGCCAGAGCCUCAGGAAUCAGCCUUCUGGGAAAUGAUAACCACUCACCAGAAGAGACUGUUGAAUUACUUUGCGAGGAAUUUCUACAACAUGCGGAUGCUGGCUUUGUUUGUUGCCUUCUCUAUCAACUUCAUUCUCCUUUUCUACAAGGUGUCAUCACCCUCUUCUGUAACUGAGGAAGAGGAGAAGGUGGCAGUGCUUUACGACAGCUCAGGGGACCUGGAUGAAGAAGGCACCUUGGUCAAUGACAACACCUCAGGCAUUAUGCAGUUUGUCCUGGAGGAGAGCACUGGUUACAUGGAGCCCUCUCUCCGCUUCCUGUCCAUCGCUCACACCCUCAUCUCUUUCUGCUGUAUCAUUGGCUACUACUGCUUGAAGGUCCCGCUGGUUAUUUUUAAGCGGGAGAAAGACGUGGCGAGGAAGAUGGAGUUUGACGGCCUCUAUGUCACUGAGCAGCCACCUGAUGAGGACAUCAAAGGCCAAUGGGACAGGCUUGUCAUCACCACACAAUCAUUUCCCAGUAAUUACUGGGAUAAAUUUGUGAAAAGGAAGGUGAUGGACAAGUAUGGGAAGUUUUAUGGUUGUGACCGCAUCAGUGAGCUGCUGGGGCUGGAUAAGGCUGCUCUCGACUUCAGCUCCGAGGGACAGGAGAGGAGAAGGCCCAGGAGAGAGGGAGCCUGGACUGCUCUAUUAAACUCAAUUGAUGUCAAGUAUCAGGUGUGGAAACUAGGAGUAGUGUUCACUGACAACUCCUUCCUGUACCUGGCAUGGUAUAUGACCAUGUCUGUCCUGGGCCACUAUAAUAACUUCUUCUUCGCUGCUCACCUGUUGGAUAUUGCCAUGGGCUUUAAGACCCUUAGAACCAUCCUGACCUCUGUUACCCACAAUGGCAAACAGUUGGUCCUGACUUUAGGGCUGCUGGCAGUGGUGGUGUAUCUCUACACCGUGGUGGCCUUCAACUUCUUCCGCAAGUUCUACAACAAGAGUGAAGAUGGAGUAGCUCUGGACAUGAAAUGUGACGACAUGCUCACUUGCUAUAUGUUCCACAUGUAUGUGGGCGUGAGAGCGGGGGGUGGCAUCGGUGAUGAGAUUGAGGACCCGGCCGGGGACGAGUUUGAGGUGGUCAGGAUCAUCUUUGACAUCACCUUCUUCUUCUUCGUCAUCGUCAUCCUCCUGGCCAUCAUUCAGGGUUUGAUAAUUGAUGCCUUUGGGGAGCUCCGUGACCAGCAGGAGCAGGUGAAAGAGGACAUGGAGACCAAGUGUUUCAUCUGUGGAAUCGGGAAUGACUACUUGGACAAUGUGCCCCAUGGAUUCGAAACACACACUCUGCAGGAACACAACCUGGCCAACUAUCUAUUCUUUGUGAUGUACCUCAUUAACAAAGAUGAAACAGAACACACGGGCCAGGAAUCCUACGUAUGGAAAAUGUACCAGGAGCGAUGCUGGGAAUUCUUUCCUGUCGGUGACUGUUUCCGUAAACAGUAUGAAGACCAGCUCUGCUGAAGGGAUGAGGGAUAUCUGAUGUGUGUCAUGUUAACAUCAUCAUAUAGGAUGACACGGUGCCUUCAGAAAGUAUUCACACCCCUUGACUUUUUCCACAUUUUGUUGUCACAGCCCAAAUGUUAUAUUGAUUAUUUUGUGUCACUGGCCUAUACACACUACCCCAUAAUGUAGAAGUCUAAUUAUGUUUUCAACAUUUUUACACAUUAAUUACAAAUGAAAAGCUGAAAUGUCUUGAGUCAAUAAGUAUUCAACCCCUUUCUUAAGGCAAGCCUAAAUAAGUUCAGGAGUGAAAAUGUGCUUAACAAGUCACAUAGAGCGAGUCCAUGGAACUUAUUAUGUGCAACAAUAGUGUUUAACAUGAUUUUUGAAUGACUACCUCAGCUCUGUACCAAACACAUACAAUAAUCUGUAAGGUCCCUCAGUCGAGCAGUGAAUUUCAAGCACAGAUUCAACCACAAAGACCAGGGAGGUUUUCCAAUGCCUCGCAAAGAAGGGCACCUAUUGGUAGAUGGAUAAAAAUGCAAUAAAAAGCAGACAUUGAAUAUCCUUUUGAGCAGGGUGAAGUCAUUAUUACCGUUUGGAUUGUGUAUCAAUACACCCAGUCACAAAAAAUAUACAGGCAUCCUUCCUAACUCAUUUGCCAGAGAGGAAGGAAACCGCUCAGGGAUUUCACCAUGAGGCCAAUGGUGACUUUAAAACAGUUACAGAAUUAUGGCAAGAAAAUUUACUUUAUGUCCAGAAAACAAAGUGUUAUGUUUGGGGCAAGUCCAACAUAACACAUC